UGUUUUAAAAUAAUUGUAGGGUUGUAUUACAAUCUCUCUGGUCUUGGAACAAGAUUUGACAUAGGAUGGUACGUAUUUUGUUCAUUUACAUUUCAUAUUUAUUUUUCUUCUGGUAAACUUUGAUCUCCUACUUAAAAAAUAUUCGAUCACAGAAUAAACAAUUAAGCAUAAACUUUAAUUACCAUUGUGCUUGUUAUUUUAAAGUUAUUUAUGUAAUAUUUUUUAAAAACUGAAAAUCAGUUUAAGCAUUUAUACAUAUAUAUUGGAAUUUCCAAGCAUGUCUCAUUUUUCUUCUGAGUUUGUUUAAAUGAUAAAAUUGAGGAUUGAUCACAUUAGCCUGAGGAAACAAUGAAAAAUUAAGGAUGCUGUGUUUCCAUCUUUCAGGUUUUUGGAGAAGACCUCCCCAUUUAUGUGGGGUUCUCUUGGAAUAGGAUUAGCUAUAGCACUGUCUGUUGUUGGAGCGGCGUGGUGGGUUCAAUAAUGAUGUUCUUGAUUAUUGUCAGUGCUUUUCAAUAACACACGAACACUGAAAUUUAAAAUUAACCUUGCUGAUUGCAUUUUUUUGCUGCCGUCAAUCAAACCUUCAAACAAAGAAACACACAAAAUGGGUCAAAAUCCACCAAUCACAUAUCACAAACCAUGACAUUUGAAUUCAUUGAAGUAAACCUCUGUUUCCUAAGAGGUCCGCUAAGAUGAUUGAUGGUAUCGAAAAACGCAAACAUUAGUUGGCUUUUGAACUUCAGAAUUCACAUUUUGUUUUUUUUUUUUAAAUUGUGGUAAUGCAGUUUUUCCCACCACUUUUCACUAUUACCAGUAAUUAUUAAUGCACUGUCAUUUUCCCAAAUACACUGCAAACAAAUCAUACAUGUAUGUGCAUGUUACAGAUCAAAAUUAAAUUCACGUUAAAAUUUUAGGUUGAUUCUCAGUUUCCUUUGUCUCCUAACCCUAAUUAUCCAUGAAUGAGGAUUGGGAAAUUAAACGAGACCUACCUGUAAGUUGAAGUUUGAUUGACAUUCUAUCACAUGACAACAGAAGGCGAGAGAUCUCCGCCUUCUGGUCAUGUGAUAGAAUGGGGGGCCACCCGGCACUGCUAGAGCACACCCUUGCAUCAUCAAUAAUAAUUCCUAGUUUGGAUGCUCUACAUAUGGAGAGAGAUCAUUUUCAGGUAUUAAAUUAGACUAGUACUGGAUGAAUUAAUAAUUAUCAUUGAUAAUAAUUAUUAGUAAUAAUUAAUAAUUGAUAAUAAUUAUUGAUAAUUUGUUUCUCCUCUCUAGGGGAAUAUUCAUCACAGGAUCCAGUAUUUGUGGAGGUGGUGUGAAAGCACCAAGAAUUAAAACCAAAAAUCUAAUCAGGUAACUUGAAUGUGAUAUGAAUAAUGUUACAGUUUGUGUCACAAGAAUUACGUAAGAUAUUAAUUUAUGUGUGCAUUUACUGCAAAAUGUUCAUGUUUAUUCACAUUGCAUUUUACUAGAUGGUUAUUUAGAAUUUGUGAAUAAAAAUGUAAAUGCCAUAGCCAUGCAAAACUAGUAGCUGUUUAUCCCUUGAAAUGAUUACAGUGGAUCUAAUUUCUUCUUUGCUUUUUCAAAUUUGCAGUAUAAUCUUUUGUGAAGCUGUUGCCAUUUACGGCAUUAUCAUGUCUAUUGUUCUCAGUAACUACAUGUCGGUAAGCUUAUGAAAAAUCACCUUUAGAAGUACUUUUUAUUUGAAUUGAAAGAAAGGAGGAAUCUAAUGCAAAAAUAAGCCUCGCUUGGUGUCUGUUCUGUCAUCUACAUGUAUUGAGUAGAACCUCCAUAUAACAAGGUCCUUGGUAUAAUGAAUGAUUCUCUUUACUCCAGUAGCUGUAAAAUACAUGGAAAAGAAGCUUGAUGUUACAAAACCUUGUUAUAGUGAACAAAUUUUGCCUUUCCCUCGUCCCUUUGUUGUAUCGAGGUUCCGUUGUACCUCUCCCACUGCAAGCAUUACAUUUUUUACAAUGUACAUAAAAUGUUAUCAUUAAUUUUUAUUUUAAUCUUGAUACAAAAGCAACUGACAGCACAAGUAUACUGAAUAUUUAAUUGCUCUUUUUUUACAUCAAAGAGUUCCUCACUGACAUGUAUUAAUUUGAUUAUAUAUAUCAAUGUCAAAAUGGUUGUGUACUUGAUUUGCCAUUCUUUGUUUGGUAAUAUAAAUAUUUAAUUUAUUCAUUUGCUUAUCACAGAAUGUUGAUGUGGAUUCACUUACAGAAAUGAAGGAGAUUAGACAGGUCCAUAGUUCAGGUAAAAUAAGAUCUAUUUUAGUCACCACUGAAGCUUUAUAGAAUUAAAAAUAGCUUGCCUUCAACUGUGAAAAAGUUUGAAGUGUCUAGUAUGUAUUAACUGCAUUUCUCCAAACCAUAAAAUGUUCAGGAAAAAAUUGAACAGGGUUUGCAAAUUUUAUUCGUGAGUGGAGUCAGUGUGACUUCUGCUUCACAAAUUUUUGAGUCAUUAUCGAAUAUUUGGAGUCAAGUAUCACAACGCAAAAAGCCAUUUUCAGACUUUCCAGCACGUGGUCCUGGCACGUAUACACUAUCGUGAGGGAUACACGAAGUAGCUGUGGCGGUCCGCUGACCUGGAAAGCUCAAAUCCAUGACGGCAGUCAUCGAGUAAACUUUGAACGUAAUUUACCCUCUUCCUGUUUUGUUGUGUCGUAUAAUUCUUUAAUUUAGAUGAUUUAAUUAAGGUUUACAACGUUUACAAUUAACGUAAAUUGUGUUUGUUGCGAAAAAGCUAAGGACAAAACUGUGUUUGUUACCGGAAAUUUCUGGAGUCGAAGUGGCUCCCUGUUUGUUACCAAAAAUUUCUGGAGUCGAAGUGACUCUCUCUGUAACCUCAGUGGAGUAAACUGAACAAUGUUGGCGUAAAAUAUGCCAAAUUUGGUGUAUUUUCGAACCCUCAGUGAAUGAAGUUAACAGGUGAAUAUUUGUUUUGCUACACUAAACUUCUCAUUAUUUAAUUGUCCGCCAAACUGUCUGUGAUUCCUCAUUUGUCCCUCUCUUGAUGAGAAUACCGGUAAUAACGUUAUUACUUUUUUAGGGUAUAGUGUUCAGCCUGUAUCAAAAAAGCAGUUUGUUUAUUUUGUAUUAAGCAUUGUCAUUUAAAUGGCAAAAAAAUAAAUAAUUCAGAAAUGCUCUAGGUUCUUCUCAAGUCCAAAAAAAUCUCCAUUAGUGUUAACAUAACCUCUUUUAUUAUAGUGUCUUUAUGUUGCAGUCACAUGUAAUAUUAUAUUAAAAUAAUUAUCUAUUAAGCAGACACCUGCAGGAACCUCACUAGUAUCUGCUAAAAAAUUGUGUUUCCCCAACUUUGGAAGUUUCUAAACAUUCAGGUCCACUUUUUUACAAUCACUGACCUUCAAGAAUACAACUAUAAUGUACAAUACAUUAUUGGACAAUAUAUUUUGUGUUCCACUGAGAAAAUAAGAAAGCCUUGGUUUCCUCUACUGUGCUUUUCAAAAACACACGCACUCUGGAGUUCAAAAGCCACCUUCACAAAAUUAUGCAUUUUUUGUUGUCGUCAAUCAUAAUUACGAUGACAAGCAACAAACCUUGAAACAGAGAAACAAACAAAACGGUUCGAAAUCCGCAAUUCACAAACCAUGACCUUUUGAGCCUGUUGAAGUAAACUCUUGUUUCCUAAGAGGUCCACUCAGAUGAUUGGCGGCAGCGAAAAAUGUAAAUGUUAGUUGGCUUUUGAACUUAAGAAUUCAUGUGUUUUUGAAAAGUGCAGUAAUAUCAAANUGUAUUAAGCAUUGUCAUUUAAAUGGCAAAAAAAUAAAUAAUUCAGAAAUGCUCUAGGUUCUUCUCAAGUCCAAAAAAAUCUCCAUUAGUGUUAACAUAACCUCUUUUAUUAUAGUGUCUUUAUGUUGCAGCCACAUGUAAUAUUAUAUUAAAAUAAUUAUCUAUUAAGCAGACACCUGCAGGAACCUCACUAGUAUCUGCUAAAAAAUUGUGUUUCCCCAACUUUGGUAGUUUCUAAACAUUCAGGUCCACUUUUUUACAAUCACUGACCUUCAAGAAUACAACUAUAAUGUACAAUACAUCAUUGGACAAUAUAUUUUGUGUUCCACUGAGAAAAUAAGAAAGCCUUGGUUUCCUCUACUGUGCUUUUCAAAAACACAUGCACUCUGGAGUUCAAAAGCCACCUUCACAAAAUUAUGCAUUUUUUGUUGUCGUCAAUCAUAAUUACGAUGACAAGCAACAAACCUUGAAACAGAGAAACAAACAAAACGGUUCGAAAUCUGCAAUUCACAAACCAUGACCUUUUGAGCCUGUUGAAGUAAACUCUUGUUUCCUAAGAGGUCCACUCAGAUGAUUGGCGGCAGCGAAAAAUGUAAAUGUCAGUUGGCUUUUGAACUUAAGAAUUCAUGUGUUUUUGAAAAGUGCAGUAAUAUCAAAAUGGUUCACCCUUGACUUGGGUGCUUCAAUUCACUUGGACAAUAGAUAGUAGAUUCACCAAAGGCAAUUAUCUUUUUCCUGGUUGUGUUACUUUGGUGCGGCUCAAUAUAUGUAGUUCAAUAGUCUAUCUAUUUUUUUCCAACUAAAUGUAACAGUAGUAUUAUUUUUCACAUUAGAAGUGUUACUUUUAGCUUAAAAUAACUGAUGCUAGGCAAUGUAUACUUUACCUCAUUAGGAUUUAUGUUGUUUGGAGCUGGUUUGACAGUUGGAUUUUCCAAUCUCUUCUGUGGAGUUUGUGUUGGAAUUGUUGGAAGGUACAGUGAAACGCCAUUAAUGCGACCACUGUUAGGCCAUAAAAUCAUGGUCAUAAUAACAAGAUGGUCAUACUAAAGGGAUCUUCCAGGACUGUCACUAAGAUUUCAAGUUGCCGGGUAAAUACAAAGUAGGUGGGGAAGCAAACAGUUAGGGAUUUCUUGUGGUUUCAUUUUUAUUCUAUUUUCCUAUGAAAGUAGCCGGGGAACACAUGCACAGUAGCCGGGGAAAUCCCUGCCCCCCCGGCUCUUAAUGACGGCCCUGAUCUUCAAAUAAAAUGACCAGUAUUUCUCUUGUGGGUCAAAAAAUUGUGAUCAUGAUAACGAGGUGGUCGUAUUAACAGGGUGGUCGUAAGGCGGGAUUCCACUGUCUUACAGUGUCUUGAUUAUGCUGUGCUCAGAAUGUAAACAAGCUGUAUUGUUUAAUAGUUUUCAGUGUACUUACAGAAGCCUUUAGGGCAUAACAAAAGUGCUGUUUGUAGCAUAAUGAUGGACAUUUUUUGCCAGUACAUUUUUCUGAGAAAUUGCCUAAGAGGGAUGCUUUACCUGCUGUUUUAGAGAAACUAACAGAGAGAAGCUGGGAAAGCCAAACAUAGCGAUUCUCAGUGCACUAUAUUCAAAGUAUCACCUUAUCAGGGGACUUUAAAAAGAUUAUAGUAUUUUACAGAAAAAAAAAUUACAGUAGUAGUUUGUAGGGUCAACUCAGUAGUUGCUUUCUUAUAAAACAUCAGUCUUGACUUGUCUUGAAUCGUGAUUACAUUUUCAUUUUACCCACUUGCAGCUGUGUGUAAUUUCCUUUUCUUGUGAUGUCAGAUGAAUGUUAACAGGGCUGUCAAUAAGGGCCGGUAGCCGGCCAAAACCGCCGGCUAGUUAGCCAUCCUUAGCCGGCUACUUUCAUCUCCUUCUACCAUAACCGGUACAAAAAAUAAGUACCAUCGAAUAAUGAUGAUCAAUGACAUUGAACGUAUAUUGAACAAGUCUAGAUCUGUGAAACGUUCGAACCAUGCCAUGUUGUGAAAUGCCUGGGACACUUUGACGGCACCGUUCCAAGUCUUGCGUGUAUUCUGACGAAGCAACAUGGCGUCCGCGAUGGAAAAAUACCUCUUGAAAAACCCUGGAAAUAGGGUUUCCGAGGCUCUAAAUUCCAAAAUGUCCUUAGAUGCCUCAGUCCUGAAGAACUUGUGCCUUUGGUGCGAGUUCCAAAGCCGCCUACUAUUCGUUAUCAGCCUGCCACUUAAAAACUUUUUGACAGCCCUGUGUUAAUAUCAGUUAGAUAACUCCAUUAAAAAGCUUGUUCUUAUUCUCUUUGAUUUCAGUGGUGCUGCACUUGCAGAUGCUCAAAAUUCAUCCUUAUUUGUUAAGGUAAUCAUUUUUUAGUGUCGUGCACACUUACUCUGCCAAUGCUCCAACCAGUCAGUUCUCAAAAUUCAUCAUCCUCCUAGCCCAUCAUUAAUUUUGUUACAUUUUACUUUGUCAUACAGUCAAACCUGUAUAUAACGGCCUUGUAUAUAGCGGUUGCCCUGUAUAUUCAGGCACCGGACAACUUCCCAAAAUUUUCAGUUGCCUAAUAUUUUCUGCAAAGUUGACCUGUAUAUAAGGGUCACCUUGCCAUUUGCCAAGGGUGUAUACAGACUGUAUUCAGGUGAACCUCCCUUAAAAAUGAUAUAAUAAUAAAACUGUCAGGCCAAAAUGUGGUGGCAGUUGCUUGCCAGUGGUGGUCAUUUACUUUCGGAUCUAAUAGGCUUUGAUGGAGAAAGUUUUGGUGUUUUAGAGAGGUGGACGCUCCUACAGGUGUAAUCUUUGAGUCUGUGAUGUCUACCAAACCAGUGUAGUCAUAUCAUUGCAAAAAGUCUUUCAGUGAGCAAGCUCGCAAAAUCUAUGAAACAUUUUCUCAUAAUGUCAUGUCAGCCAUAUUGGUGUUCCUAAACAAUGAAACAGCAGCCAUGUUGGUGUUCCAAAUGAGUCCUUCUCAUGGGAGGUGAACCUUUUUCCUAUAUAAAAGCUCUCUUUUGUUCCAUUAAAUUUGCGUAGCUAGUAACCUGGGUACCAGAGGUUUUUUCUCGCGUGCGACAAGGAGCUUGUGGCCGACUUUUUCAUGCAGGUCACUUUUUAAGACUUGACCGAAACCAGAAACCGCGCAUGAAAAGCCUCUGGAACCCAGGGUAUGUAGCUAGUGGCCAUUUGAGUGAAAAUGCUCUGUAAUGUCAGAGGCUAACAGUGCAUUGCUGUUAGCAGAUGUUGACUGCUACUUUGUUAUCUCGUUACACAAACACCCAUGAAAUAUCAGGUGACCUUUCAUGCGAAGACAUGUACAUGUACUGCAUCUUCACAUAGAAAAAAUCACUAUUGCUCUGCUAACAUGAUAAAUUGUGCCUUUUACACUAAAAUAUAUUUAGGUGAAAUUGUUCGGUAUUUUAUUGGUGUUUUCUGUUAAAACCUUAUUGAACUCAUUCAUAAAAAUACCGUAGAAAUUCCCAAAAUAAGCCCCUCAAUGUAUAAACCCCUCCAAAUAUAAGCCCCUCCAAAUAUAAGCCCCCCAAAAUCGUACCGCAAAAAACCCUCCGUAAAAUCGCCCCUCCGAGUAUAAGCCCCCAGGGGGGCUUGUACUUGGAAUUUGCCAUCGAAUACAAAGAUUAAAAAAGCAAAAAUGGUAAAUUUCCUGAUUCUGAAACGCAAAUUUCCCUCCGUAGAUAAGCCCCUCCAAAAAUAAGCCCCUCAAAAAGGGCCUUUGAAAAAUAUAAUCCCCUGGGCUUAUUUUCGGAAUUUUACGGUAUUUUUCAACACUCAAAGAGAAAUUUCAUAUCCCUUUGCGGCCAUAUAAUAUCCCCCAUUUAAUAAACAAUGGAUAUUGGACAUUGGCUAAAAGACUUGUUUUGUAUCGGUUGAAGGUUUUGAUCAUCGAGAUCUUUGGUAGUGCCAUUGGAUUAUUUGGCGUCAUCAUCGCCAUCAUACAGGUGUGUAGAAUCCCUUUGUAA
This is a messenger RNA of Porites evermanni, 7694 nucleotides long. NCBI's taxonomy places the organism in Eukaryota, Metazoa, Cnidaria, Anthozoa, Scleractinia, Poritidae. The record is from the annotation of a GenBank genome assembly.